AUUUGGAAGGCUAAAGAAUGCUUGAAUAUCUUUCCAACUAGCAGAAAUGUGAGGGCGGAGGCUGAUAUUAUUGAUGCUGUAACUGUUAGACUUCCCAACCUUGGUGUCACCUUGUUACCAAUGCAAUUCAGGCAAAUUAAAGAUCCAAUGGAAAUAGUUAAGUUGGUUGUUACAAGUCAAGUUGGAGCUUAUCUGAAUGUUGAUGAGAUUAUUGAACUAGCGAAACUUCUUGGGUUGAGCUCGCACGACGACAUAUCAGCUGUACAAGAAGCUAUUGCAAGAGAAGCUGCAGUGGUUGGAGAUCUCCAACUGGCUUUUGAUCUAUGUCUUGUUUUGGCCAAAAAGGGGUAUCGUUCAGUCUGGGACUUAUGUGCAGCACUGGCAAGAGGUCCUGCUCUUGAGAACAUGGAUAUUGCUUCCAGAAAACAGCUAUUAGGUUUUGCUUUGAGCCACUGUGAUGGGGAAUCAAUUGCCGAGUUACUGCAUGCAUGGAAAGAUCUGGAUAUGCAAGAUCAGUGUGAAUCUUUAAUGGUGUUGACUGGGACAGAGCCUGAAAAUGCCCUAGUUCAUGACUCAACUAUCUCCUAUCAACCUCCUUGUACCCGAGAUAAAAAAGACUUGAAGGAUUGUUCUGAUCAGGAAGCACAACUUAAGCAGAUUGAAAAUGUACUCUUUCAGGUAGCCAAAGAUGUUCAGGCGGAUGUUGAUUGGACCAUUCCGUCCAUCUUGAGAGAAAAUGGAAAACUUUUGUCAUUUGCUGCUGUGUAUCUUCCAUGGUUACUUGAACUUAGUCAAGAAGCAGAAGGCAAUAAGAAAUUUACAUCGAGCUCAUUUUCAGGGCAUCGAUAUGUCAGUCUAAGAACACAGGCAGUGAUGACUAUCUUGUCCUGGUUGGCAAGGAAUGGUUUCGCCCCGAAAGACAGUUUGAUUGCCUGUGUUGCCAAGUCCAUUAUGGAGUCACCUGUCUCUGAGGAGGAAGACAUCAUAGGAUGCUCUUUCUUAUUAAAUCUUGCCGAUGCCUUUUCAGGGGUGGAGAUAAUUGAAAGUAACUUGAGAACAAGAGAUAAUUACAAUGAAAUAACCAGCAUAAUGAAUGUUGGGAUGAUCUACAGUUUGUUGCAUAAUUGUGGAAUCAAGUGUGAGGACCCUGCACAAAGGAGGGACCUGCUUCUGACGAAGUUCCAGCAGAAACAUAAACUGAUUUGCUCAGAUGAAAAAGAACAAGUAGACCAAGCACAAUCUACAUUUUGGAGAGAAUGGAAACUGAAGCUAGAAGAGCAAAAACGCAUUGCAGAGCGCUCAAGGAGUUUAGAACAAAUUCUCCCUGGUGUUGAAACUGCUCGCUUCUUAUCUGGGGACAUGGACUACAGAGAGAGUGUCGUUUUCUCAUUUGUCGAGUCAAUGACCCCUGAGAAGAAACUCAGUGUGAAAAAUGUAUUGAAGUUGGCCAAUACUUACAGUUUGGAUUGCAACAAGGUGCUGCUGCAUUAUCUGCGGUCUAUCUUUGUUUCUGAUGCUUGGAGCAACGAUGAUGUUAGAAAUGAAGUGUCAAAUCACAGAGAACAUCUACUAGCUUGUGCUGCAGAAACAAUAAAAUUUAUUUCCUCGUCGAUAUACGCUGCAGUUGAUGGACAUGAUAAGCAGAGGCUUUCUCUAAUAUAUGGCUUACUCUCUGACUGCUACUUGCAGCAAGAUGAACAAAAGUAUCCAAUGCAUCCUCAUUCUGCUCAUAUUGCUCGUUUUUCCAAGACUGUUGAAGAAGAAUGUUGCAGGGUGUCCUUUAUUGAGGAUCUGAAUUUCAAAAAUAUUGCUGGAAUUCAAGAUUUGAACUUGGAUUGUUUCAACAGUGAAGUUUCUGCUCACAUCAAUGAAAACAAUGUUGAGGCAUUGGCAAAGAUGGUCAAGAACCUUGUUUCUGUUCUUGAUGGUCCAGUGCCUGAUGGUCUCUUGUCUUGGCAGUAUGUAUAUAAACAUCAUGUUUUAAGUUUGUUGACAGAGUUGGAAGCUAGAGCUAAACCAGAGGUCGAUUUUCAAAGCUCUGAAAGUCUUCAUGGCUUAAUCAGUGAGAUCGAGCAGACGUACAAUAGCUGCUGCAAAUACUUAAAAUUUGUCCCAAAUCCUGCUCGUUUAGACAUUGUGAAACGAUUCUUGUCCAUCAUACUACCUGCUGACGGAUCUUUCAAGUCUUUUCCCUGUGGCUCAGGUUGGCGGGUGGGCCUUGCCAUGCUUGUGGAUACUUGGAUCAGAAUGAUGAAUGACAUGCAUGAAGUUGCACUCCUUGAGAAUUCGGAAGAAAGAUUCUGCUUAGAAUGUAUAAUGAAAUGCCUUAAAGUUUUUGCACGUCUAGUUGCUGGGGAAAAAGUUUCAUCUAGUCAGGGGUGGGCUACGGUUUUUGGUUAUGUAGGCUAUGUUCUUGUUGGUGAUGCUGCUGCUGAAAUCUUCAAUUUCUGUAGAGCGAUGGUUUGCUCUGGUUGUUGCUUUCGAGCGGUUGCAGAUAUAUAUGAUGAAGUCAUGGCUCAUUUCCAGCGUGAAGCUGGAUCGGUGGCGGACUUUAAAAAAGAAGCUUUCAGCAUCCAGAAUCUUCGAGAUCUCUACCUUAGUAUAUUGAAGACCAUCUUGCAGGAGUUGACUGACGAAUCCCGUGAGCAUCAGUGUCUACACUAUUACUUGUCAUCUUUGAGCAAAUUAGCUGGUGACUUGGAUCAUCUGCAGAGUGUCAGGCAGGCAGUUUGGGAGAGAUUGGAAGAGUUCUCUGAAAACUUUCGGCUCCCCAACCAUGUUAGAGUUUACAUACUAGAGCUUAUGCAACUUAUUGCAGCUUCUGAUAAAAACAGCAAAGGAUUUUCUUUAAAGCUGAAGGUGGAAGUUCGCUCUUGGGAAGGUUGGGAGAAUACGCAUAAUGCAACUGCAAACUGCGAAAACGCUGCAGCUGAUGGGAUUUCAAAUAAGGUGGAUGCAUCUAAUAAGUUCACAAAUACUUUGAUUGCUCUGAAAUCUACACAGCUGGUCUCCACUAUCUCGCCCAGCAUAGAGAUUACACCAGAAGAUCUUUCGACUGUGGAAUCUACUGUCUCUUGCUUCCUUGGAGUAUCUAAAUUUGCUGAAUCUGAAUCCCAUAUUGAAACGUUAUUAGUUAUCCUCGUAGAAUGGGACGGUCACUUUACUAGGGGAGAAAUUGAAAUGGAUUCUGGUGAGGUAUCUGAUGGUGGAAACGGUUGGGGUAAUGAUGAUUGGGAUGAGGGAUGGGAAAGCUUCCAAGAACCUAUUGAAGAAGAACCAAAGAAGAGUGCUAAACUUUCAGUUCAUCCUCUUCAUAUCUGUUGGAUGGAGAUCUUCAGAAAACUACUAACUAUAUCCCAGUACAACAAAAUGUUGAAAUUGUUGGACAAAUCAGUGGCAAACCCAGGCGAAGUAUUACUAGAUGAAGAGAAUGCUCGAACUUUGAGCCAGAUUACACUUGAAAUAGAUUGCUUUCUAGCCCUUAAGUUGAUGCUCUUGUUGCCAUAUGAAGCCGUCCAGUUGCAGUGCUUGGAUUCUGUGGAGCAGAAGCUGAAACAAGAAGGCAUAUCUGACAAACUCGGCGUGGAUCUUGAGUUUUUACUUGUCGUUUUAUCUUCUGGAAUUAUAUCAACUAUCAUCACCAAACCUUCAUUUGGUACCGCGUUCUCUUAUAUUUGCUAUACGGUGGGGAACUUCUCUCGACAGUGCCAAGAGUCCCAGUUAUCAAGUUCAGGACGUGGUGGAUCUGUAGAAAGUGAGAAUAUUUCGAAAGGUCAUGUUGAUCUUUUCACAAGAGUGAUCUUUCCCUGUUUUGUCUCGGAGCUUGUGGGGUCAGGGCAGCAGAUUUUAGCAGGAUUUCUUGUUACCAAGCUCAUGCACACAAGCCCUUCUCUUAGCUUAAUUAACAUAGCAGGUGCUUGUCUCACAAAGUAUUUGGAAAGGCAAAUUCAAAUACUACAGGACAGCAACCUGUCCUUUAGGGACGGGGUGGGAUUGUCUGAACCAUUGUUAAAUACGAUAUCCAGUUUGAGGGACCGGAUGGGGAACCUGAUACAAUCCUCACUAUCCGCACUUUCACAUGAUCAUAGAUGAUUCUUACAUUUGAGUUUUCUCUUUUAUUUUUGUUCAUAGGCCAGUCAUUGUUCUUUGACAUCUUUGUACCAACUUCGUAGCCAAAACAUUGUAGCAAUUUUGCUGGAGCGUAAAUGGUGAUAUAUUCAAAAGGAAAUGAUAUUUGU
Messenger RNA from Capsicum annuum, 4238 nucleotides. Its product is annotated as MAG2-interacting protein 2. Lineage: Eukaryota; Viridiplantae; Streptophyta; Magnoliopsida; Solanales; Solanaceae. Gene Ontology annotation, cellular component: endoplasmic reticulum membrane; Dsl1/NZR complex. Gene Ontology annotation, molecular function: SNARE binding. Gene Ontology annotation, biological process: retrograde vesicle-mediated transport, Golgi to endoplasmic reticulum. The record is from RefSeq and is a predicted model, not a curated record.